UCAGAUGACCCACUUCAAUACACAACAUAAUAUUAUCUUCGUAGAGGAGUAGCUGUCAACAGCGAAGUUGAUCAUGGAUUCGCGAUUCUUUUACCAUUUUAUAGCUUUGUGUAUACUUUUAUCCUUUGAAAUAGCAGAGGCUUCCCAAGAUUUAUACCGAUGCCCCACUGUUGUACGACGUGACCUCAGUAAACAUUACAGUGUGAGAACGUUUCAGGACAAGUGUUAUGUGUUUGUUUCUCGUGAAGGAACAUGGAUUACUGCAAGAGAACGAUGUCACAAUUGGGGAGGGGAGCUGGUCUCCAUUCCCAACGAACAUAUAAUGAAAUUCCUGAAACGGACGUUGGGUAGUUUACGAUGGACAAAUACAGGCACAUGGAUUGGUGCUAACAGCAGAAGUGGGGGUGUAUGGAGAUGGACAACUGGUGAGCGGUUACAGUGGGGCUACUGGGCUCCAGGCCAACCCAGCAAAUCCCUAGGACUCUUCUCUAUCGAGGACUGUGCCCUAAUGAAGAGACAGGAUGGCUAUCGUUGGCACGACUACCACUGUGACACAGACAUGUUCUUUAAAUACAGAUCCGUAUGUGAUUUCCGUAUGUCGCCUCGUACGACUACCACUACUACCACCACCACCACCACCACCACCACUACAACCCCCACCACCACCACCACCACCGAGGCAAGCACCGUGGCCAACACGACCCUUGCUCCUGCCCCCAGUACAGAACCACUCCCCUCCAGUCAGGAGCCUCAUCUGCUUGUUGCUCAUGUCCCGAACUUAGAACCAAAUCAUGAUAAGCCAAAGAUAAUGGAAAACCAAAAUUUGGAUUUGGGGUAUCACAAAGCCUAUGAGAAUGCCCACAUUGAUGCUGACCAAGCCUCGUCCACAGGCGACCGUCAACUGGAACCAGACAGCAGCACCAAUAAAGACAGCCUACUGAUUGGGUUUAUAUCAGGAGCUAUAGUCGUACUGUUGUUGGCCGUGUUCGGGUUCAUCUUCUGUCGUAAGAGGUUCCAGCGCAAGAAGCCCAUGGAUGAAAUGUCGGUGCGGUUUGAGAACCUGAACUAUGCCCGAGUGAACCAGCUUGACCAAGGACCACAGCGGGCCCAGAGUAAUAUCUACAUGGACACGACUGACAUGAACCGACUGUAUGAUGUUGUCACCAAGCAGGUGGACCAUGGUGUAAACCGCUACGACACUCAGUACACUUCCACCCUUCAGGCCAAGGGAGGUGCAGAGGGAGGCAAAGACAUGUGUUGUAGUGAGGACCCGGAUUACGAAACUCCUGUAAAAAAUUGUUCACCCCAAAGAGAAGACAACCCUCCAGCCCCUCCUCUGCCCUGUCUGAACAACCGACGACCCUUACCUGUCCGUGAAGGUGAAUAUGUUGAUAUGUCGGCGGGGAGCAGACAAGGAAAGGCCACCAAUCUGAUCAAUGAGGCAAACCGAGUGGUUGACCCCAGCAAGCCGAGUAAUUUAGAGCAGAGGAUGGAAUCGACAGACCAGCCCAUGUACGCCAAUGACAAUGCUGUCAAUGAGGCUUUGGAACACAGUAGUGAUGACGAAAGUAUCCGGCCAAUCCUCCACAACAGUCAAGGCGAGAGCACAAUGGAGGCGGAACAAAUCUAUGAGACUGUGCAGUGAUAACUCGGGGAACUAUCUCAAACAACCACUGUGUUCAUUACUAUAAAGUGGGUAUAGCUAGCACACUGCUUUCUUGGAUUUCACAUGAAUUUCAAGAGAGAGAAAAAACAAUUGUGACACCUACUUCCGUGAACACAAAAGCUUCUGGCACCAAACUUAAGCUGUCAACUUUAAACAAAUGCAUACAGGUUAUGAACUUAUACAGUUAGUGCUAUUCCUAACAGGUUAUGAGUAACUAGGCAGAUUGGAUUUAUGACCACCAUGUCUAUGUUUCAGGUCUAGAGUUGUGUGAUUGGAUCCUUAUACUUGAGAUAAUGGACCAUUAGCCAAAGUGUUCACUCGUACUAGUAGCAAGAGACUUGGAGGUCAGUCUGUCACAGUGAGGAUGAUUUACAUACACGUACAAGAAAACCUUGCUGUACUGCCACUGUUUUGGUACAGUAAAACCUUGCUAUACUGCCAUUUUUUUGGUACAGUAAUACCUUGCUAUACUGCCACUGUUUUGGUACAGUAAAACCUUGCUAUACUGCCAUUUUUUUGGUACAGUAAUACCUUGCUAUACUGCCACUGUUUUGGUACAGUAAUACCUUGCUAUACUGCCAUUUUUUUGGUACAGUAAUACCUUGCAAUACUGCCACUGUUUUGGUGAUAUAAAAGAGGUUUGGCAAUACAAUGAGAGCGGUAAAAAGGAAAUCAUAUUGAAAAAGGAAAUUGGGACAAUUGAAAUAUGUUGACAAGACAUUGAAAAGUAGCACGAGGGACAUUAUAUCAAGGUUUUACUGCAGUACAGACUUAAUAUUUGACAUCUUCAUUCAUUGUGUUACAUACAACUGUAUGUCACGUUACACUGUAAGUGUACAUAUCUGGUACAAGUGUACUGUCUUGUCAGUAAACUCACACUCAUCCAUAAAAUGGUAAACAUUACGUAAAACAGCCUAUUGGGCUUCCAGUAUUACUGUUAAAUUAACCUGGCAAUAUAAGAAUAAGGUCAAAGUGAUUCAAUAAUAAAAUAUUAGGAUGUUAUAGAGCCCUUUGUAAGAUUUAUUACUCAACCAACCUAUUUUGUAUAAUGUUGUUUUUUUUGUUGUUUUUUUGUGUAAUUCUGAUUUUUAACACUGUUCAUGAUUUGUAGUAGUGAUAGAAAUACCCAUGUUUACUUACAACUGAGCCAAACAAUGUAUUUGUUACUGUAUAUAACACAUACUACUGUAUAGUACCUUAAUGUGGUACUUACAAUGUAAAUAUGUGUUGAAUCUAAUUUUUACCUAAGAACACUUUUUCAUGUAUCAUUUUAAUGUUUUUCCUGCUGAAUAUACAUGCUUCGUUUAUUUUCAGCCUGUUACAUUGUAUGUCAGGUAGUCUGAUUGAAAAUACUUGAACAUUUCAUAGUCUAUCGGGAAUUCAAUGCUUUCACUGUACAGUCAAACCUGCUAGAGGACCAGCCCUGUUAAUCCUUACGGACCGCCAUUUUCUCAUCCCAUCCAAGCAAUUUAAACGUAGUACACUCUUGUAUAAAAAGUCCAUGCAUGACCAUCUCUGGCAAAAAGACCACAUUUGAGCCUUCCGUUGAGUGGUCUGUCCCUUGGUAUAGAUUAUGCUGUAUUUAGUAGAUAGCCACCUUUGCCUGUACAAUUAUAAUCAUUUCUGUCAUAAAAAAGGAGUAUUGACAUAUUGUGAGAUGAUAUUGAUAAAUGGUGUGGUUAGAUUGUUCAAUAUGUAAAAAGCAAAACCUUGAACUGCCAGCGUUAACCCGGCAACAUUGCAGUAUCUGUUCAUCUGAUGAUGUUCAUGUAUAAGGGUUGGGCGAUAUAUUAAGUAUAGGGAAUAAAGGAACUUUGCAACAGCAAACAAACAAUAUAUUUAGAGGAUCUUGAAAAAUGUUGAUGUUUAAGCAUGGUGGAAAAUGAAACGAGGGGCAUUACAUCAAGGUAUUACUGUAAGUAAAGUGAUUUCAUGGUGUGCUCUAUACUUUAAAACAAAAACUUCAUCGAUUUUGUUCAAAUCAAUACAUGUACAUUUCCAGUUCAAUUUUUCAGAUGGAACACUUGCAUGUCAGAUCAUGAGUUACAUACAUGUAACUGGCAAUGCAAGGAGAGUGUAAUCUUUGUUUUGUUAAAUUGCUCAAAUUUUGACUUUUACUAUGUGCUUAUAGUUGAAAUAUUUGUGUGUUACACUUUAACAAAUUUGUUUGUUAUCAUGAAGUGUUAAAGAUUUGGGUUUAUAUGGACAACAAGUCAACUUAAAUCAUGAAAAGAUAAUUGUUUUAGCAAUAUUACUAUGAUACUAUUGGGUGUCUAUGUUUUAGUUCUUUUUCCUCGUUCAGAUUCUGAUAUUUGAAUUUUACUUAUUUCAUGUAGAUGCCCUUUCAAAUUCAAUUCUAUUUUCCUUAAACAUUAAUAUUCUUUAGUUAUUCGAACUGUUCGAUAUUCAGGGUGAUAUAGGGGGAAAAUGAAAUCUUUUUGGCUGAUUGUAAUAAAUGUACAUGCAGAUUUGGCUGAUACAUGUAUAUGAUUUGAAAGUCUAACCAAGCUGGGCAUUUAUGAAAAGACAAUCGUUCCAUGCCAGCUUAUAUAGCUGUAUAUAUGUAAAUAUAUUUACUUGUAAAUUCAGUGUUACAUUUUAAUCUGAUGAUAUAUAUAUAAUCAGUUUGAUGGUAUAUAUUUCUGUAGGUUUACCAUUGCAAGGACCAAUUUCUUUAUCUAGUCGGUAGCAUGAAGAAUUACUGUAUAUAUGUACAUACAUGUAUAUAAUAUCAAUUAAGAAUACAUCUAGUUCCAUUAUUUGCAAUAGAGUCAAAAUCACAGGUUGUACAUAAAAUGAAUUUCCUCCCUGCCACCUAGUCUAAAAUUCAAGCAUUCUUUAAUAUUUUCAAAAUUUGACCAUUACCAUAUCUAACCUUGUAUCAACUUAAAACUUCUGUACCGAUUCAUUUUUUGUAUUGAAUUUUUUCCAGAAUUUUUUGUUGUUGUGAGAAACAUCAUCUUAUUAAAGCAAGCCAUGUUAAAUAUCUUGGAUGGCAUUAAGAUUUAUUCCAGUGUGGGUUUUUUUUAUCGAAAUUUAUGUCCCAAUUUAGAUUUAUGAAAUUGUUAGAUACAUUUUUCUUUUAAAGAAAGAGGCAUUAUUGCAGAUAGCUUUAUUGAUUAUUCAAUAUGUGCUAUAUUUUGUUAGAAAAAUGUGUUUUCAACAGGAAUUUUGAAUUUAUUUCAUAUUAUAUUAAGAGGAAUUGAUUCUUCAUAGAAUAUAGACGUGUAUACCCAAUAUGCAAAGGUUUUAUAAAUUAAAGUUGUCAAGAGUGCAGCUAAAACUGCACAUAUAUUUGUACUACAGUUUAACCUGGCCAAUCUGAUCAGAAGUAUUUCAAAAAUCCUGUGUAAUCUGACAUGAUGCUCUCAUCCCAUUUCUAGGGGGGGGUGGGGGGAGAGAAGAUGUAUAUAUAUAUAUACCUUAAACUACCAAAUAAGACAAGUUUAUCCUGACUUUAUGUCAAAUUGCCACAGUGGCCAAGUGGUUAAUGCAUCUGACAUUCUGCUACCACUAGCCCCCUGACAUUCUGCUACCGGACCACUGGAUCGCAGGUUUGAGACUUAUGUGGGGCAGUCGCCAGGAACUGGCCGUAGGUCGGUGGUUCUUCGUUGCAGCCCUAUGGUUUAAACCGUUAACCGGACUAAUAUGUUGUGUCCCACAAAGGUGUUGGUUAGACAGAUUUAAUUAAAAAUUAUUGGGUUGUAAGCCUCAUUACCUAAAACACCCUCAUUUUUCUUUGUUUUCAAAAAUGUGAGUAUAUUUUGUUUUUGCUGUCUGCUGAUCUUUUUCAACACAAAAACUUAUUUGGUUUUUACAAAAAUAAAAUACUAAAGAUUUAAUUUUUACUUUCUAUGAAAGUAACAUGUGAAUUUAGAUUUAUGAUAACAAUAUGAUACCUGUGUCACCUGUUUUUAUUUAUAAUUUGUAAGUAUUGAGAGUUAAAUCGUUGACUAUCCAUGAAAUAUAAAACAGUUAGAUACAAUCAGGGAUCUUUUAGUUCAUGAUGAUAAAUCUUGCCAGUAGUUUAAGUUUCAUGUUGUUCAAAUAUGGUGAUCAUGUCUCUGUUAGAUUUUGAUUGGAUAGCUUUUAACUGAUAGUGGCCACUUAGUUAAGUUUUAACGUACAGAAUCCUGGUCGUCCUAAGGUUUGUGUCAAUUGUACAUACCCCAGUACCUGUAGGGCAUAGUUGUUAGAAUUCUUUAUUUCUGUUAUCAAUUGAAUUGUUUUUUUAAUGAAACUGUUAUAGAAAAUGUUGAUUCAUAUUUUAUGUUGGAAAACUUUUUUUAAACAAUUUUUAUUCAAAUACACGUUUUACCAAAAUGUCAUUCAGCCAUUGAUGAACCCAAGAGUGCAAGAUGGGAGUGCUGAUAUGCAUGGAUGAAUUUUAUUUUAAAACAUUUUCUAUUAAAUCUUUUUUUUUUUUCACUAAAUAUUCAUUUGAAUAAGUGUUAAAUUUCAUUAUGAUGAAAGUUAAUUCACAGUAUCAUUUUUACUUACCAUUCUGUUACAGGAGGUCUACAUUUUGUAAGUGUUGUCAAGUUGCUUCAUGUAUAGUCGCCCCAUUGAUCCCGUGUUGUUUAGCACCAUGAUCUGUAAAGAAGUUGUAAAUGUUGACAUCAAUACACACACUGGUAUUUUUUGUACCAGCAUUUUCAACAUUACCCAUCCUCCUGUUAAUAUUAUGUACCAAACCAUGUACGAAUGAUGAAGGUUCUAUUACUUUAUAAUAAACUAUUCCAGUAGGGAAGAGAACUGAAUAA
Messenger RNA from Mizuhopecten yessoensis (Yesso scallop), 6429 nucleotides. RefSeq lists its product as uncharacterized. The record is from RefSeq and is a predicted model, not a curated record. The coding region runs from base 74 to 1645 and encodes 523 amino acids. Lineage: Eukaryota; Metazoa; Mollusca; Bivalvia; Pectinida; Pectinidae. The transcript has 7 exons. Gene Ontology annotation, molecular function: signaling receptor activity.